Vicia faba (fava bean) is the source of this 426-nucleotide messenger RNA. Lineage: Eukaryota; Viridiplantae; Streptophyta; Magnoliopsida; Fabales; Fabaceae. The record is from the annotation of a GenBank genome assembly.
AUGGCUGGAAGUUCAAAGAAUAGCAUGUCAUUUAAUGCUAGAUUCACUCCCAAAUAUGGACACGGUCUUUCAAUGAAGGUGUUCGUUUCAAAAUCUACUAUAAAUCUAGGGAGAAAAUAUUGGAAGUACAAAUUUUGGGGAAAAGAAGAAGAUUGUCAAUUAUUUUAUUGGGAUGAUGAAUACUUUUGUGCAAGUGAUAGGAAAGGAAUUCUAGAAGAUGAUGAUGGAUGCAAUAGAUGUGAUGUGAUGAUAGAGUAUUUGAGAAAAUCUGGCAGCGAUUUCGGGAGGGAAUUUGGUUCAAAUAUGUGUUCCAAGGAGAUGGAAGAUAUGAAUAACAAGUUAGACAACACAAGGAAGAAGUUUGCUUUUGUAAUUGUAGUACUUAUUUGUUCUUGGGUUUACUUUGUCCUAGUUUUAGCAGCCUGA